UAAUUCCGUCAUUGUGGGUUGUUUCGCAUUGAAUAUGCCACACAAACACGGUUUUGGUUGGUAUCAAUUUUACCGGUCAACGCAGUUAUAUCCACUGUUACUGACAACGAAGUUUUCAGUGACCAUGGCAGAAUGUUACGGACUAACGUUGAGCAGCUUAUGCAAGUUAAUGCAAUACAGUGGUCAAGAAGGCGUCAUCGAAAUAAACAAGCUAGGUGGCGUUGAAGGAAUCUGUGAACAAUUGGGUACAUCUCCGAGUAAAGGAAUAACAAACUCAAUAGAACAUCAACGAGCCACAUUCGGUAGUAAUUCUACAUCGACGAAAAUUCGAGAAACAUUUUGGACAGUACUGGGUGACGUCUUGCGCGAUAAACUUCUCAUGACGUUGUUGAUUCUGUUUCUGAUUCAGUACUUGCUGCUAUUCGGAAUUCACAAAUUGAUAUUUGUGGCGGUGGUACUUUUCGUGACUGUUACGUUCGAUUAUUUCAUUGUGCACAAGUAUCGACGCUAUUUCGAUGUUGGGAGUGAAUCGAAGCAGACUGUGACUGUAAUUCGAAAUGCGACUGUAACGAGCGCAGUUAUUGAUGACAUUGUUGUGGGAGAUGUGUGCAUUCUAAAUGAGAAUAGUGUCGUACCAGCUGAUGGUAUUUUAAUUGAAAGUGACGGUCUCAAGGUGGACGAAUCGUUUAUAAAUGGCAUGUCGUGUUAUACCAAGAAAGGUAAACUUCUCGACGCAAUGAUACUCUGUGGCAGUAAAGUAAUUGCCGGCAGUGGAAUUAUGGUAGUGACGGCUGUGGGAAUGAACACGCGUCAAGGACAGAUUAGUGAAAUAAUGGAAAAAAGAGCAAAGAUCGGCAAAAGGAAAGAAAUUGAUAGUGGAGACAGUGGGCGAAUUACGUUCGACGAAGAAGCAAGUAUUCUCCGUCAAAAGAUUCGAAAAUUAAUUUGGAUAAUUAUUUGCGUUUGCCUGGUCAUUGGUGGUAUUGUUUUCGUUAUUUUGAAUGUACGGGGUAGCUCAGUACCGUUUAGUAUGACCUUGGAAGAAUGGGAAACCCGUUAUUUGCAAAAGAUUUUUGUCGAAUCCAUUGGUGUCUUUCUAUCCGGAAUACCAGAGAGCAUCCUUUUAGUAGUUCCGAUUACGUUGUUCCUCACGUUUAUAAAGCUUUACCGGGAGAACAUCCAUUUACGUCGUCUAGACAAAUGUGAAACGAUGGGAAGUGUUUCGUCGAUUUGCUUCGAUAAAACUGGAACGUUGACCACGAAUGAAAUGGAAGUUGUACUGUCUCACAUAUGCGAUCAGCAGCAAACGUGGACCACCGAAAGUAGCCAACCAGCUCUUCCGAAUGACAUCCUAAAGUUGAUAGCAGAGAAUAUUUCCAUAAACUCAUCCACGCCAUCAAUCACGCGCAUCAAUACCGAUGACAACGUGGCACAAUUUGGAAAUUACACUGAACGUGCCCUAUUGCAGUUUGUUACCAAAAUUGGUCUGAGCGUCCAAACAAUCCGACUUGCGAACUCUACCCAGAGAGUGAACCAUGUCUAUCCAUUCAAUUCAGAUCGAAAAUUCAUGGGCACUGCAAUAAACAAUGGAAACGGCUAUCGACUCUUCAUCAAAGGAGCGUCUGAAAUUGUGCUUGGCAAAUGUAAUUUUAUGUUCGGUCAAAACGGCGAACUGGCACAAAUGACGGAUACCUUGUGCGACCACCUCCAAAAUGACGUUAUAACGCCAAUAGCUAGCAAAUGUUUAAGAACGAUCACCUUAGCAUACCGUGACUUUAUUACCGAUAAAACUGCUGGUGUCCACGAAACCUAUGUAGACUGCGAACCUAAUUGGGACGACGAAGUGAAUAUUGUUCAAAAUUUAACGUUUCUAGGCGUACUCGGGAUUGAUGAUCCAAUAAGACCCAACGCUGCUGACACAGUCAAGAGUCUUAAAUCAAUGGGAAUCACCGUCCGAAUGAUUAGUGGUGACAACAUCGAAACUGCAAAAGCGGUCGCAUUAAAGUGUGGAAUAAUGGAAACAGAUGGAGAGAAUGUGGCCCUGGAUGCAAUAGAGUUUAAUCGUUGCAUUCGUGACAAGGACGGAGUUAUUCAGCAAGAUUUGUUCAAUACUUUGACACCUAAUUUGCGUGUGAUUGCCAGAGCUUCACCUAUCGAUAAAUACAACCUGAUCGAUGGCUUCAAACGGAAUGGUGAAAUUGUGGCCAUGGUCGGUAACAGUGAUGGAGAUGCAUUAGCAUUGAAAAAGGCAGACAUUGGAAUUGCGCUCAAUCGGUUGGGUGCUGGCGUGGCAAAAGACGCAUCCACUGUCGUGUUAAAGGACGAUAAAUUAGAUGGAAUUGUGCGUACCGUGCUGUGGGGUCGUAAUUGCUAUGACUCAAUUGCUAAAUUUGUGCAAUUUGCUUUGAGUGCCAAAGUGGUAAUUGUUGCGGGCACAAUUCUUAGUUCAUUUUUGGUUCCCUGCAUAGCCGAAACGUUUUAUUGGAUUGAUUGGUUUCUGGCUAUUGUGGCACUGAUAUCGACAUUUUUUACACACAAAAUAACGGACGAUUUGUCACAGAAACGAUCUUACGGACGAAGUGAAUCGAUAAUUUCGAAGAUAAUGUUGAAAAACGUUUGCGUUCAGUCAAUUUACCAAAUUCUUGUGUUUCUUACAAUUCCCUUUGUUUAUAACCUGGUUUUUCGUGAAUACUUGUUCGUUCCGGACGCUUUCAUUUCGAUGACGUUCUUUAACGUAUUCAAUUCAAGAAAACUUUUUGGGGAACGUAACGUCUUCGAUGGAAUGCGUUCAACUAUUCCCUUGUUUGUCGUUUUGGUUGUUGCUUUAGUUUUACUACUUGGCUUCCUUCACAUUUUUCCCUGUGGUAGUUACUGCUGCCCUCGUUUUCAUUCACUUGAGUGGAUUUUGACAAUGUUGAUUGGCUGUGGUAUUUUAAUCUGGCAUCAAUUACUAUUGUGUUGUUGUAGAGAAAAACCACGUCAGUGUAAAGUUAACAAGGCAGGAGCGCUGGUUUGACUAGGGACCUGAAUAAUCUAGUAGCCCUAUGCUAGUUUUGCGAAUAAAAUUUUUCAAUUUAUGUCAGUGUUCAUUUGAGUGAGUUCAUUUUCAUCCAGUGUAUUAGGUCCCUUAUUUGACGUUUCGAAAAUGAACCGCUCCUGCCUGGUUUAUUUUACUCUGCCGUGGAAAAACGCGACGCACAGAAUAUUUCGGCGGUAUGAGAAAUGUGUGCUGUUGUCGGCGUUAACGAACUGUCGUAAUAGCUUUUUAUGGAAAGUUGAAAUAAUUUCUCAAUAAAUACGAGCAGAGAAAAGUACGAAGUCACAAAAAUGUCUACAAUCCAAUUCCAUCGAUUCAUUCCAGCCAACAAUGCUAAGACAUUUACCAAAAUGUAUAGAAUGAAUGAGAAGUAAGUAACAUCAAUUGGACUGUAAUCGUUGCGCAUGUGGCUUCUUCUCCAGCUGCAAUCCACUUUAGCAAUUCAUGUAAAUCAAUAUUUUCAAUGCAUUAAAUUUC
This is a messenger RNA of Bradysia coprophila, 3514 nucleotides long. RefSeq names its product plasma membrane calcium-transporting ATPase 3-like. Gene Ontology annotation, cellular component: intracellular membrane-bounded organelle; plasma membrane. Gene Ontology annotation, biological process: calcium ion transmembrane transport. Gene Ontology annotation, molecular function: ATP hydrolysis activity; ATP binding; P-type calcium transporter activity. Lineage: Eukaryota; Metazoa; Arthropoda; Insecta; Diptera; Sciaridae. The record is from RefSeq and is a predicted model, not a curated record.